Messenger RNA from Miscanthus lutarioriparius, 336 nucleotides. Lineage: Eukaryota; Viridiplantae; Streptophyta; Magnoliopsida; Poales; Poaceae. The record is from the annotation of a GenBank genome assembly.
AUGGCGAAGGCGCAGGUGGCGGCGGCGAGGUUCAUGACGGAGGUGGCACCGCCGCCGGUGGUGUCGGUCAUGCGGCGGAGGAAGGUGCCGUGGUGCCUGGACACCAUCGCCGAGGAUACCAUCGCCGAGCAGCUGGUGGCGUGCGGGUCACCAUCGGACUACGGCUUCGCGGCGGCGUGGUCGAUCAAGAGGAUGCCGACGCCGCCGCAGCCGCGGGAGCGCGCGGGCGGGUUCAUGACGAGGGAUCUCGGCAAGUACUUCUCCGACGCCCACGGCUGCCAGGCCAGCCACCGGCGAGCCGUGCAUGCGCAGGAGUUGCACAAGGUCGGAGCUUGA